AUGAGUUGGAUAAAUAGAUUUUCAUGGUUGGUAUAUUCUGAAAUAGAAAAAGGGGCUCUAUGUAAGUUUUGUGUUCUAUUUUCUAAUUCUGAUACUGGUAAAGGCAGUCACGAAAAAAUAAAAAGUUUUGUGACACAGCCAUUUAAAAAAUGGAAAAAUGCGAUAGAGAAAUUUAAUGAUCAGGAAAAUUGCCAGUACCAUAAACUAUCUAAAGAAGAAAAUUUUUUGUCAGUAAAUUAUCGAAAGCAAAAAUCUGUGAUUGAAGUCUUAAACUCUGAACAAGCCAGUCAAGCUUCAGAAAAUAGAAAAAAACUAUAUUCAAUAGUUGAUACAAUUAUUCUUUGUGGUGGAUUAGAAAUGUCUUUAAGAGGAAAAACUGAUUCAGGACGUAUACAUGUAGACGAAGAAGGGAAAACUGGUGGUAAAUUCCUUGAACUACUCAAAUUUAGGGUGAACGCUGGAGAUGAAAUUUAA
This is a messenger RNA of Myzus persicae (green peach aphid), 474 nucleotides long. RefSeq lists its product as uncharacterized. NCBI's taxonomy places the organism in Eukaryota, Metazoa, Arthropoda, Insecta, Hemiptera, Aphididae. The record is from RefSeq and is a predicted model, not a curated record. Bases 1 to 474 code for a protein of 157 amino acids. The transcript has a single exon.